AUGCCUCUCUCGAAUCGGCGUCGCGCGCGGCGCAAGGAAAUUCAACUGCAAGAAACUUCUGACGCGGAAGCCCCGGACUCGUCGCCCUCUCGUCCUGCGAACAACAAGAAGCGCAAGAUUGAUCGCGGCUCUCCCCAACCUCGUCCCAUCAAAACCGCCGAAUCCGCCGACGAGGCCGAUGAUUCGUCGCCAGAGCAUGACCUGUCGGAAAACCAGGAUCUCAUGGAUCUCGUCAUCUCCUAUCUCGAGACCGCGCGCGAAGAAGUGCGCGUCUUGCGCGACCAUUCAAAUGCGAAAACCGAAAACAAGCAGAGCGUGCGCGCCUAUGCGAAAAUCGCCGGCCGCAACUGGACCUACUACGUCAAGACCCUCCAUGUCAACAUCGGUCGCGAGCCCGACCGCGAACAGAAGCUCGACGAGCAGUCCAGCCCCGUCACCAUCGCUGCGCGAGCACUGCCAGAAGUCAACGUGGAUUUGGGCCCCAGCAAGUUCGUGUCGCGUCUGCACGCGGAAAUUUUCUACGACGGGGAGGAGACAGCAUCUUGGCAUAUCCGUGUCAACGGCCGGAAUGGCGUCCGCUUAAACAAUGGCGUCCUCAAGCGGGGCGCAGAUGCCAUCCUUUCCUGUGGCGACAUUAUUGAGAUCGCCAACACCCAGAUGAUGUUCGUGACCCCCGGUGAUAAGGCCAACAUCCACCCCAGCUUUGUGGAGCGCGCACAACGUCUGGCCAAUGGCGAAGAGGAACUACCUGCCUGGGAUGCUUCCCAGCAUGCGCACCCGGCGCAUGGCGCAUCCCUGGAGACCGCCCCAGCCACCAGCCAGCCCUCUUUGGCACCCGCGCCGCAGUUUCUCAAACGUCAGGUUACACCCCCGCCGCGAUCGCCCGACACCGUGGGCGCCCGUACCGCCAAGCAGUCUCCGUUGUAUAACCGCGGUAUGAUGAUGGAGAGCACGGAGGAAAUCGACUACAGCAAGGACGCGGCUAAGGACUUGAAGCCGCCGUAUAGCUACGCGACACUGAUUGCGCAGGCGAUCUUCUCUAGCGAGGAGGAGAAGCUUACACUUAACAACAUCUACAACUGGAUCAUGGAGAAGUACGCGUUUUAUCGUCACUCUCAGAGUGGCUGGCAGAACUCCAUCCGGCACAAUCUAUCCUUGAACAAGGCGUUCCAGAAGGUACCCCGUCGCACGGACGAACCUGGAAAGGGAAUGAAGUGGCAGAUCGUUCCGGAAUACCGCGAGGAAUACUGGAAGAAACAGCUCCGGAAAGGAACCCAAUCGUCAGCGCCAUCCUCGCCGGCCACGAAAGAUUCAUCCGCGCGGGGCGCCAACGGCAUGGAAGCGGUCUUCUCUGCGAAGAAGUCUCCGCCGGUAUCCUCCCCAGGAUUCAGCUCUUUCCCGGUGGCGCCAGUCGAAGCGUAUACGCCCGAGCGGGGCUCGCGGGCAGGCCGGAAUGGAGUUCGGGAACAUCUUCGUCCGCCUAAUGCUCGCGACUACGAAGAGCCGUCUCCCUUGCCUGCGCGAUCCGCGACCAAGAACAGCAACGGCACCACCCUGAGCCGAUCGUACGGUCUGUCGGAUAACGUAACCGGGUCGCCUCCGGUGCUGUCUUCGUCCUACUAUGAUGAGGCCCCGUCGUCGAUGAUCACCCCGGCUCCGCAACGUCAGCAACCGCGUCUUCCCCCACCCAGCACUGCCCAGAUCCCGUCCAAAUUCAUGCCGAUGAGCUCCCCUGCGCACCCAUUGAAGGGCGACCCGGGCGACGCACUGGGCAGUAUCCCCAGUAGUAGUCCGCCCCCGCCGAACCUCGCCAGCCCGAGUAAGCCGGGCACGGCCAACGGACUGGGCUCCGGACGGACGAUGCACACCCGGCGCGAAGAAGAGAGCCUGCGGUCAACGGCCAACGGCGCUGCGCGUGACCGACCAGGUCUGGGUGACGACGACGAGGAGGAUGAUGGUGGUGGAUUUGAUCUGGCGAGGGGCUUCCAACCGAUUGGAUCGUAUCAUCGACAGUUGAGCAAUGCGCAGCGGGCCAGCGCAGCCACCUCGUGA
Messenger RNA from Aspergillus terreus NIH2624, 2052 nucleotides. Its product is annotated as putative forkhead transcription factor Fkh1/2. The record is from RefSeq and is a predicted model, not a curated record. The transcript has 5 exons. The coding region runs from base 1 to 2052 and encodes 683 amino acids. Gene Ontology annotation, biological process: regulation of transcription by RNA polymerase II. NCBI's taxonomy places the organism in Eukaryota, Fungi, Ascomycota, Eurotiomycetes, Eurotiales, Aspergillaceae. Gene Ontology annotation, molecular function: DNA-binding transcription factor activity, RNA polymerase II-specific; protein binding; RNA polymerase II cis-regulatory region sequence-specific DNA binding.